Molecule: messenger RNA, 1155 nt
Organism: Hypoxylon trugodes
Lineage: Eukaryota; Fungi; Ascomycota; Sordariomycetes; Xylariales; Hypoxylaceae
Product: RNA-binding domain-containing protein
Exons: 3
Coding region: 454-1050 (198 amino acids)
Molecular function (GO): RNA binding
Source: RefSeq, a predicted model, not a curated record
AAGAUCGCUACGUACCACCCAACCUACAUACAGUGUACUAGCCCACCCUAGCAGCCUAGAAGCCUGGCAGGUGCAAACUGUAUUACCUAAGUACAGCAUUCUCAUCCCCGUCACCUCCACUGCAGCUUCAGAGCUUCAGAACGAAAACAUUUGUUUCUGUCCCUCUAUCAUUUCCUAGUAAGUCCAGUCCCGACACCGGCGAUAUCUUUUCUUGUGCGACAGCAGAGCGAAUAUUAUCUUUUAUCCCGUACUACUUCUCUGCGCGUUGCGAGCUGUUUCUAGAUCCUCUCGUAUUGGAUUUCCCACGAGACAGCAACCUAUCCACAGCCGCAAGUCGCGGAGGGGUUAGUUUCCCCCUAUAUUCGCAUUUUUCGCAUCGAGCUUCUUCGUUUACCUAAAACUUCAUCGAGCUACGCUAACACGCUGAACAAGACCUAGUCGCAUUAAUCCACCAUGUCGGACACGAAUCGCGACGAGCGCGACGUCACUGGGGAGGACCCCCUGGUCAACGAAGAGGGCAAUGAUGAGGAAGAAAUUUCUGCCAUGAAGAAACGCGUCGCAGAGAUGGAGCAAGAGGCAGCGAAACUUAGGGAAAUGCACGCUGCAUUAGAGGAGAGGGGGCAAGAGGUCUCCGAGGAUCGAUCGGACGUUGACAGUCGAAGCAUAUUUGUUGGAAAUGUUGACUACUCAGUUUCUCCCGAAGAGAUACAAGCCCACUUUCAAAGCUGCGGAUCGAUCAAUCGUGUCACUAUCCUCCUCGAUAAGUUUACAGGGCAACCUAAAGGGUAUGCCUACGUCGAGUUCACAGAGCCUAGCCUCGUCGCUCAGGCUUUAGUGCUGAAUGAUAGCAUCCUUAAGGGACGUAACAUUAAGGUCACGCCCAAGCGUACCAACAUUCCGGGACUGAGCCGUGGCCGCGGCCGUGGGCGUGGAGGAUUUGGUGGCCCAGGACGAGGCUACUACGGUGGCAGAGGUGGAUUCGCGCCACGAGGAGGGUACCGUGGCGGCUAUCGCGGACGAGCACGAGGCAAUGGUUACAACCCCUACUGAGGGUAACCCGGCUCGUCCUCCUAGAUUCCCGGCUUUAGCCUACGACCCCCUGUGAAGGGUUGUGGGAUUGUAUUAAUGGAUAAAAUAAUCAUGGUUGAUAGUUGG